Colletotrichum acutatum is the source of this 1830-nucleotide messenger RNA. Its product is annotated as PLC-like phosphodiesterase. Gene Ontology annotation, biological process: lipid metabolic process; release of sequestered calcium ion into cytosol; phosphatidylinositol-mediated signaling. The annotation marks the transcript as partial. Lineage: Eukaryota; Fungi; Ascomycota; Sordariomycetes; Glomerellales; Glomerellaceae. The transcript has a single exon. The record is from RefSeq and is a predicted model, not a curated record. Gene Ontology annotation, molecular function: phosphatidylinositol-4,5-bisphosphate phospholipase C activity.
AGCGAAGGCCCUCGAAUGGGCGACGCUGCCUUUGCGGCCUACCUGACGUCGACCUACAACCUGCCCGCCAUCAAGGAGCCCAAGACCUAUUCCCUCGACCGUCCGUUGAAUGAGUACUUCAUCUCCAGCUCUCACAACACCUACCUGAUGGGUCGGCAGGUCGCCGGUCUCUCGAGCGUCGAGGGCUACAUCUCUGCGCUCGUCCGCGGCUGCCGUUGUGUGGAGGUCGACUGCUGGGAUGGACCGGAUGGCAACCCCACGGUAAACCAUGGCCGCACGCUCACCACUUCGAUCAGCUUCCAGGAGACCAUGACCACGAUCAACAAGUACGCCUUUAUUGCGACCAAGUACCCUCUCUGGAUCUCCCUCGAGGUUCACUGCAACCCGGCGCAACAGGCUGAGAUGGCUCGCAUCAUCAAGGAGACCUUUGGCGCUCGUCUCGUCACCGCACCCCUGGAUCCAUCCUCGGACAAGUUCCCGUCGCCCGAGCAGCUCAAGGAGCGAGUGCUCAUCAAGGUCAAGCGCCCGCAGCCACCCCCGGAGCCCACCAAGCCGGCCGAGUCGACCGGUCGCCGACGCGGCAACAGCCUGAGUUCGCCGUACCCGAAGCCGGUUCAGCUGGAUAACAGCAUCGUCCCCUCGCAGUCGCUACCUCAGAGCCCCAUCCUGAGUCCGAGCCACUCGUCCCGCCGCCUCGUCAGCAAGAGCCGUGUCAACACCAUCACCGAGGGCGAGGUCCAGGACGCCCUGAGCAGCAGCACGAGCGACAACGACAGUGCCGGCGAGCGCAUGCCCCCUAGACGGUCAUCGAACAAGACGGUCAAGGUGCUGGGAGAUUUGGGUGUGUACUGCGCCGGCCUCAAGUUUGGUGGGUUCGACGCCACUGAGGCCAAGGCGUACAACCACAUCUUUUCCUUCAUGGAGUCGAGCUUCCACAAGAACAGCAGGUCCAAGGAGGAGAAGAGAGCCAUCCAGCUCCACAACAUGCGGUACCUCAUGCGCGUCUACCCCGACCGCACGCGAAUCACGUCCAACAACUUCAACCCGAUCGGCUACUGGCGCAAGGGCGUGCAGAUGGCCGCACUCAACUGGCAGACGUUCGAUCUCGGCAUGCAACUUAACCAGGCCAUGUACGAGAGCGGCACCGACCGAUCCGGCUACGUCUUGAAGCCAAAGGAGCUGCGCGAGAUCAAGGUGAUGCCCCCCGGAUGGGAAGGCCAUCACCGGGAGCGCCAGGAGGUCACCUUCUCCAUUGAUGUCAUCUCGGCGCAGCAGCUUAUGCGCCCCAACGGCAUGCCCAACAACAAGACGGUCGACCCGUACGUCGAGGUGGAAGUGUUCCACUCCAGCGACAAGAGGGACAAGAAGGACACUGACGCCGAGGGCUCGCUUUCGGAUACGCCCCUCAUGUUCCGCACCAAGAUCAAGGCGGGCAACGGCUUCAACCCCAUCUUCAAUGAGAAGUUCACCUUCAAGGUUACGACCAAGUUCCCCGAACUCAUCUUUGUUCGCUGGUCGGUCAAACUCUCACACAACGGCGAGAGCUACAACGACCGUCAGCCCGUGGCGACGCACACUGCCAAGCUCAACGGCCUCAAGCGCGGCUACCGCACUCUCCCCCUGUUCGACCACAAUGGCGAACAGUACCUCUUCUCGACCCUCUUCUGCCGCGUCAACAUCGACUCCGUUCAGACCGUCUUGCUCAGCAACAACGACGACGUGGAAUCUACGGGCACCAGCAAGUCCCGUGGCGUCGGACGCGUCUUUAACACGUUUGGCACUCGAUCCAACAACAUUAGCCCCAAAUCCAGCAUGGAAAAGGCGACCUAG